ACUCUUCUUGACCCUUUGGUGAAAACUCUUGUGACACAAGAUGGCUGCAAAUAAGCCCAAGGGUCAGAAUUCCUUGGCCUUACACAAAGUUAUCAUGGUGGGCAGUGGUGGUGUUGGCAAGUCCGCUCUGACUCUGCAGUUCAUGUAUGAUGAGUUUGUGGAAGACUAUGAACCUACUAAAGCAGACAGCUACCGAAAGAAGGUCGUGCUGGAUGGGGAGGAAGUGCAGAUCGAUAUCCUGGACACGGCCGGCCAGGAAGAUUAUGCUGCAAUCAGAGACAACUACUUCCGGAGCGGGGAGGGCUUCCUUUGUGUCUUCUCCAUUACAGAGCUGGAAUCCUUUGCAGCCACAGCUGAUUUCAGGGAGCAGAUUUUAAGAGUAAAAGAAGAUGAGAAUGUUCCGUUUCUGCUGGUUGGUAACAAGUCUGAUUUAGAAGAUAAAAGGCAGGUUUCUGUAGAAGAGGCAAAGACCAGAGCAGAUCAAUGGAAUGUUAACUACGUGGAAACAUCUGCUAAAACUCGAGCUAAUGUUGACAAGGUAUUUUUUGACUUAAUGAGGGAAAUUCGAGCCAGAAAGAUGGAAGACAGCAAAGAAAAGAAUGGGAAAAAGAAGAGGAAAAGCUUAGCUAAGAGAAUCAGAGAAAGAUGCUGCAUUUUAUAAUCAAAGCCCAAACUCCUUUCUUAUCUUGACCAUACUAAUAAAUAUAAUUUAUAAGCAUUGCCAUUGAAGGCUCAAUUGACUGAAAUUACUUUAACAUUUUGGAAAUUGUUAUGUAUCACUAAAAGCAUGAAUUGGAACUUCACUGAAAGUCAAAUUCACCUUAAAAAAAGAAAUUAAUGUGGCUUCACCAAGAAGCAGAGUUCAACUUCUAAUUGCCUACAUUUUAUCACGGUCCUGAAUGUAGCGUGUGAGCUUGUGUUUUGCAGGCAGUCUCUCUUGAACUGUUAAAAAGGUGAAAUGGGUGUGGGGUAUGAGAGGAAAGGCUACUUCCUCUGGUUUAUUAUAAAGCUUCAAUUUUUUAUCAUUUUAAAAUGUCUUGGUCUUCUACUGCCUCGGGAAAAAAAAUGAUAAUUGUGAACAUGAUAGUUAAACUGUACCACUUUUUUAACCAUUGUUACGUAAAAAGUAUAGAAGAAAAAAGUUCUUGGCAUGAUUGUUGCAUAUAGUGUAAUUGAGAGUAACUCACCUGUGAAUCUGCAUUAAUUAUCUGGUAAUUAACUUGGAAAACUGAAGUAAACAUGUACAUGGAAAAUUUUGAAUAUGCCUUAAUUUAGAGACAGAGAAACUAGCCAGGUCUGUCAUUCUGAAUGUGUCCUUACUAACCCAUGGGCAUAUUACCUCAUGUGUCCUGGUGAGAGAAUAGGUGGCUACAACUUGCAUAGAAGAUUCUUGAGAUAGAAUUGUCUGCUAAAAGUCUGUCCAAAUUUUAAAACGUGUGCCAUACUCUGGGUCUUGAAAGUAAAGCCCCAGAGCUCCUUGAUUGCUUUUUAUUAACUAUAAGGUAGUUUAAAAAGAAAGACCGGUAUAUACUUGUAAGAGCAUUUAAACUGUUGAGCACCAAUUACAUUACCGUGAAACCCUCUCUUUCUUUAAGAUGCUGGUCCCUGGGAGUCUCUUUCUGUAAGUGGUGAGCGUGUAUUAAGUGUUUAAUCUCUUUGGAGCCAGGGCUCAGAAAAAUAUGUCAACAGUGCUAAUGCAUUUUGCACUAGAACAGUUUGGGGAAAAUGCUCACGCUUGCCACCUGUUGAUUUUCUAAAUUUGUACUCAUGAGGUUACAGUUUGGCUAUCUGGGAGUAAGUAGGAGUAUAUGUUAUUCUGUUUGUAUUCAUAACAAAGAACACUGUAGCUACAUUUCCUAAAGCGAACAUCAAGCAAUCAACCCCGGGUACAGUGCAGAAGGCAUGUUUGGCAUACAGAGUCCAAACACUCAGCCUGGUGUCACCAUUGUUGGUGUGCCAAUGAAAGAAUUCUCGCAUGCUUGUGGGAAUAUAAUUUCCAUGGAAAAUGAACCACUGUCACAUUUUCAUUUUCUUCUGCAGAAUGGGCUCAAACAAUUGGUCCAGUAAAGUUUUCUUUCUUUUUGCUCAGGCAGUCGUAAUUUCAACAAGUCAGAGAUGUGUUCGGGGCCUUCUAGGUAACAGGCAUUUGUGUAAGGUUAACAAGAAUAGGCUUUUUAGGAUCUCAGCUCUAGAUAUUUCAUCCGGCUUGUCAUGUUAAGUAUUUGUCCUUAAGGGUUUGAAAUGUACGUCUUUCAUCUCGUUUUCAUAGGCUAUGCCAUGUGCAGAAUUAAAGUUACCAGUGUAACCCUGGCCCCUGCGGGCCCAGCGAUCUCUAUGUGUACUCAUUGCAGUCUUACUUUACCAGGGGUCCUAACCACUAACAUUGUGACUUUGCUUUGAGACCUUUCCUCUCCUGGGUACUGAGGUGCUAUGAAGCCAAAUGACAAAGAUGCAUCACAUGUCUUAGGCUGAUGCCACUACCCAAUUGGUUUAUUUGCAAUUUGAGCCAUUUAAAGACCAAUAAACUUCCUUUUUUAGAAAA
Molecule: messenger RNA, 2542 nt
Organism: Erinaceus europaeus (western European hedgehog)
Lineage: Eukaryota; Metazoa; Chordata; Mammalia; Eulipotyphla; Erinaceidae
Gene: RALA
Product: RAS like proto-oncogene A
Exons: 4
Coding region: 41-661 (206 amino acids)
Biological process (GO): regulation of exocytosis; Ras protein signal transduction
Cellular component (GO): plasma membrane
Molecular function (GO): GTP binding; GDP binding; GTPase activity
Source: RefSeq, a predicted model, not a curated record